Messenger RNA from Cyprinus carpio (common carp), 6935 nucleotides. It is a transcript of the gene hoxd4a, whose product is annotated as homeobox D4a. Gene Ontology annotation, cellular component: nucleus. Lineage: Eukaryota; Metazoa; Chordata; Actinopteri; Cypriniformes; Cyprinidae. The transcript has 4 exons. The record is from RefSeq and is a predicted model, not a curated record. The coding region runs from base 2489 to 3259 and encodes 256 amino acids. Gene Ontology annotation, molecular function: RNA polymerase II cis-regulatory region sequence-specific DNA binding; DNA-binding transcription factor activity, RNA polymerase II-specific. Gene Ontology annotation, biological process: anterior/posterior pattern specification; regulation of transcription by RNA polymerase II; embryonic skeletal system morphogenesis.
AGGGGGUUAAAAUAAUAAAAACGGUUCAUACCACAGAAACCCCUAUAUACAUGCACUAUAAUUUUGAAAAAAAUUAAACAGGAGAUCUUUUCAUUUAAAAUCAGAGGUCACUACAAUUGGUGGCUGUCUCAUUCUUUUGUUCAUCAGUAACUCGGCUUUGACCCGCCUGAACAAGUCGCAAAGCAAGGUGAAACACGGGUCACGCUGUCUAACAAAAAAAAUUAAAAAUAAAUUGUAUUAAAACAUGUAUUAAAAUGGUACACUGUCUAGCUACGCUUGGUAAGUAUAUAAAAUACAAAAAUUAAUAUAUAUAUAUAUAAAAAAUCUAAUAUCAAGAAUAGAUGGCCUGCAGAAUUUCGAAACUAUUAUCAUUUCUCUUAAAUCUAAAAAGCUAUGAUCAGCCGUAAAAACAUCAUGCUCUAACACAGUUAAACAGUUAAGAUACAGCUGGUCAAAUUAAUCAAGCUAUGUAUUUGGUAUGUGAACGGAAAUUCAUAAGAUUUAUUUUUUUUUUUUAAAGAAAAUAAUGCUAAAUCCCUAUAUAGGAAAAUAAAUUAAAGAUAACGUCUUUGUUAACCAAAUUUAAAUGCAACGACAAUCAUUGGUAAAUAUUUUUAAAUACUGAGAGUUUUGAUUCUUACAUUUUUUAAUAGAUACAAGGUUUUGGGGUAACUGUGCUCUGGUGACCGGGAGCGAAGGAGCUGGUUAUCAGAGGAGGUCAUGUAUUAUCCAUGAACUUUCCUCCUUUUCCGCUACCGCUGUCGCCUUGCAAAAAAUAAUGAAACUUUGUGAUGUGUGUUGUAAAUGAUUCGGCUUGACCUCUCGACCUUUAGCCUUCCUUUAUAUGCUUCUUCACGGUAUCCAAACAGAACACGGUUUUGACGCCACCUGAUCAGUUUGACUGCCAUGACAGCAUCUCACAGUGAGUAGAAUUCAGCACAAAAGCCUCUAAUCCUAUACCUGGAUGAAUAUAAAAAUGUGUUGUACAGAGAUAGGCCUAUAGAAUGAGAUAAUUUUUAUUAGUGUGAUUAGUCACCAUUGAUUACAUAAAUUUGAGCGCAGUGCGUAAUGUCUGAGAAACUGAGCUACGGGCCUCUAUUUGGAGAUUUUUCCCCGUUAAACAACUGUAUUACCAAAAGAGUGUUAAAAAGCACCGAACCUCGUUUUAAAAUCAAACUUAAGUGUAAUCUUGAAAAUGAAUUAUUCGUAAUGGGGCACUCUUAGAACGGUUGCAGUAACGAAUUCAAUGUAUAAGGAAUUUUAAUGUGUUUUUUCGAAGGCGUUUUGUCUGCUGAGCGAAUACAUGCCGUCGUCUAUAUAUACCCUGUAGAACCGAAUUUGUGUGAAAAAAAAUGACAGUCACAGAUUCGAUCCUAGGGGAGUAUAUGGUCGAUGCAAGAACUUCGAAUAAAACUUUGUGUGUUCUUGAUUUUUUUUUUUUUUUUUUUUUUGCCAUCCAAUGUACGGCCAAUGCAUGUAAAAUGCUAAUAACUGCUUUGGAAACCGGAAUCUUUCUUACUUUCUUACUGGAGAAUAUGAAAUGAUAAGCAUAUAAUUGCAUGGUUGCAUAAUAUGAUUAUAUGAUUCUGAUAACGUGAACUGUCAUGAAAUGCUUUGAUCAGUUCUGUCAACAUUGCUUCUGGUGGUUUACGUGGUGGUGCUUUGUGCUGCGUUUCUUCCUGUUUUCACUAAAACAAGUCAACAUUUUUAACCUUUUAUAGCGUUGAAAUCUGAGUGAGAGACAGGACAGAGAGCAAAAAAUAACGUGAACAAUAUUGUGUAAAAAUUUUAACAAACUUUGCACAUCCAUUACUCCCUAGUCUUACCUUUAUGAACUCCCAAGUGGCAAUUCUCUUUUAUGUGGCGUUUGAUUAUUGAUUGGCACGGCGCAUUGAUGGCGAACCAGGGCGCUCUAUACAGCGAGCUGAAAGGAUGAGAAGCUCUGGAACGAUGAGACUCCAGUAACUUCUGCGUGACCUCUACAUGACAAAGACGGUCUCCAUCAAUUGUCUGCUGGCUUUAUGUGACUCUUUUUGUGCCUUGGGCCGUUUUUAUCUUUUGUCUUGUUUUGUUUUUACCAGUCAAAUUCCCUGGGUUGGGUUUGAUUUAGCUUGGUUGAAUAUUAAUUUACCAAAUGGGCCACAUACACAUAUAUGUGAUGCACAUACGUGUUUUUAUAUGAUAUCAUGAAAUGUGUAAUAAGCAGGGAUACUCCCAUGUGAUGAUGGGCAGUGCCAACUGGGUCUCAAUACACAAACAGAAUUUGCCUUUUUUUUUUUUUUUAUCGCAGAUCGGGUAUUAAAUCAAUUCAUUUUUAUAUUAUAGCCUAUUGUUACCGUCCUAAUUGAGAGAUAAUGUGAAGUUUGUGAAAUCAACUACUAGGUGUGCACAGCUUCUUCUCGGUUGAUGAAGUCCCUCCACCUCGAUUGGCCGAGCUGGUCACAUGGUAGCCUAACUUUAUUCAGUUGACAGCAAGUAGGAGGGCUUUAUGGAGGGAGGAAAAAAAGACAACUCGAGAAAAAUUAGUAUUUCCUACCUUCAGAAAUUAAUGGCCAUGAGUUCGUACAUGGUGAACUCCAAGUAUGUGGAUCCAACAUUUCCUCCUUGUGAGGAAUAUUCUCAGAACAGCUAUAUACCUGAACAGAGCCCAGGCUACUACAGUCCGUCGCAGGACACUGAUUUCCAGCAUCCCGGAAUCUAUUCACGGUCAAACUACCCUGAACAGCCUUACAGUUGUAACACUGUCCAGGGCUCGUCGGUGCAGCCGCGGGGUCAUGUGCAGGAUCAAGCCAGCCACCCUAGCCCUUAUCCCGCACAGACAGAGCAGUGUCCUGCGGUCCAGAUCUCCGGACCGAGGACUUGUGGACAACAACAAAACACAAAGAGCCAGAACGGGAUUCCAGCCAAGCAGCCUGCUGUAGUUUAUCCAUGGAUGAAGAAAGUGCACGUUACCACGGUGAAUCCGGAUUACACAGGACCGGAACCCAAACGUUCUCGGACAGCCUACACAAGACAGCAAGUUCUCGAACUAGAAAAGGAGUUUCAUUUUAACAGGUAUCUAACAAGACGGCGUCGCAUUGAAAUCGCGCAUACUCUCUGUCUCUCUGAGCGACAGAUUAAAAUCUGGUUUCAGAACAGAAGAAUGAAAUGGAAAAAGGAUCACAAACUUCCUAACACGAAAGGGAGAUCGGCGUCAUCUGGAAAUCAGCAUGCACAACACGCUCAGAAGGACAGCCAGACAGAGAUUACAACUUUAUAAGUGGAUAUCUCUCCCUCCCGCCAGAUGUAGGCUACAGAUGAACUGUAUGUAACAGACAAUGCUUCAUUUGACAUUGCAUGGUAGCAAAUCAUGACAUGUUGGGUACAAGUGCCAAAAACUGAGAACCAGAAGCACACACCAUGACUAAAUGCAGCGUAAAAGCUGCUAUGCAUUAAAAUCCCCAAUUUCGAUAUUUACAGUAUUGUAACCCUUUGUAACUGAGGCAACGAGGAUAUGAGGCAUCGAAUGAUGAUUCACGUGCCACCACGAGGUACAGUAAAACGUUAUAAAGCUCACGCUAUUUUACACAAACUUGCCAAAUUUGUUUCAGAGCAUGGAUCGUUUUAGUGACCCUAUUUACACUUUUUUUUUUUUUUUUUUUUUUAAUCUCUGUAUAUCACCCUUUUCCUCUUUUUAAAAUCAUUAUGGCAAGUUUACGCCUAUGGCGAGUCAAUUUAUCCUAACUUAAUCAUUAAAGAAAACUUAAGUAAUGUGCAACAUAUAAUAAAUUACGAAUGUCCUAGGUGUUUUUGUACUAAAGUCGAGUGGGUGCAAGUGAUAAAAACUAAAUAAAAUUAGUUAAUUCUAAGGGAAAAAAAAUCGUUGCCUGGGAAAUUAUUUAUUUGUAGACUGAAAAACUGAAGACAUUUCCUUCUCAACCUCGUUUAUUGUGCGCUCCCCAUUAAUGGUUUACUCUCUAAAAGACUAUAUUUGGGUCAAGGAAUUUUAUCAUGUUCAUGUAAUUUUUAAGAAUUUCGUUAUAGACAUUUUACAUUUGUUUAUUGCAGCUUUUUUUUAAAUGGCGUAUUUAAUCGAGAAAAAAAGUCUCUUUUUGACACGAAUAUUCCAUGCCUUAUACUCCACUAUAAAUCCCGCCCGACAUAUUUGUAAACAAUAUAGCUACAAUUGCAGAAGCAGUAUUCCUGUCUUCCAGAUGUUGCCUGAAAUUCUUGAAAAGCAGCUUUGUAUUUGGCAUUUUAGAUACACGUUUAGUCCUCAAGAUGUUUGAACCUUCUAUUUAUUAAAUGUUAAAAAGAUUUAUGUUCUACGUGAACGUAAGUAUCCGUUCAAUGAUUUUCAAAUUCACUUUUUAGUUUUUAAGUUCUCAAAUAUAUGUAUAUAUUUCUGUAUAUUGUGCAUAUUUUCUACAUUCAUAUUUUGCAGUAAUUAAAUAAAUGAUAUGCAGAGAGGUUUCACUCAAACUCCGUCAUAUUGUGUUGAAAAUAGAAACUCUUGAGAUAGGAAAAACACGUAUCAAGCACUUCCACACACAUGAUGUUAUUUCUGAAAAGGAAUUGGUGUUAAAUCUGAAAUGGUUUUCCAACAGUGAUUAAACUUAGACGCUCUGCUAUCAUUGUGGUGUCUUUGUCUCCUUGAACAAAAACACGAGGCGUACAUGCAUUGCGAAGGAGUCUUCACACUGAAGCCUUCACGUUGAGCGCAUGAAAAGGUAUUUUUACAGAAGUUCAACAAAAGCCUUGCGGGCAGGUUCAUCUAGAGGACAGAGUUUCUGUUGCAUUAGACGCUUUUGAGCCGCGAGCAUUGACCUCUACACUCCUGACCUGAUGGACCUUCAGUCAGUUCUCUAAGACGCUUUUGCGCACAGAUGCACCAAAAAAUGUGUUCUUGUGGAGGAGGGGUUGCUUUUUAAAAAGAAAGAAUAGAAAAAAAAUAAAAAAAAAAAAAUCGGCACGAAAUUUUGGUUUGUAUUAAUAUUUGCUUACCUUACACGGUGAUUAUUUGCUACACCGUUUGACUUUAGAAUUUGUAGCGUACUUGAUCAGUUUCCGCACGAGUCCCGCGCAUUAAAACCAUGGUUAUGCAGCAGCUGCCCACUGAUUAUGAUAUUUGUGAAACUACAAUCCAUGAAUAAACCUCUAGGUGUAUUGCUUCAUCAAGAAAAAUAUCAAGGCAAAGCAUUAUUGACAAACUGGAAGACAUCCAUUUUGGUAUCCGUGUAUUAUUAAAAAUACAGUGAGUUGUAAGCGAUCAUUAGGCUACUAUGCUAAAUAACAACAGAGUUUAUGACAUUUAAAUAUUACACAAAUUUCUCCUUGUUUUGAUCCUUUUCUUUCUUUUGUUCUCAAUGCCUAAAAUCGUUGUCCAUCAGCACUGAAAAUGUUUGUGCUUGCGGUAUGUGUGUGCGUGUUUGUGUACCACAAUUUGGGGAAUAAUAUGUACCCUGAAGUGAGGUUAACAUGAUAAAAUCUCUCAAAACCUCCGUUUGGAGGCGUUCUCGUUUGUAAAAGCAGUAGGCCUAUAUGAAAAUAGUAAAUAGAGGCUUUUUAAAUUGUACAAAUGCUUAAAGUUAUCUGUUAGAGUUAGGUUAUAGUAUUUAUAACUAGGUGUAUAUAAAAAACAUGUCCCCAUUUAAAGGUGUAUGAGAAACAAAAUACUAGUACUAAUAAUUUUAUCAAUUUUUUAAAUUAUUUGUAAGUAAAUGUCUGUAAAUGUGUGUCUGUAAUUUAAUGUUACCAAUGCUGUGGAAAUGUAAAGACCUUUUAUGUCAAUAAAAGCCACUUCUAUCACAAUCAGAAAGAGAGAGAGAGAGAGAGAGAGAGAGAGAGAGAGAGAGAGAGAGAGAGAGAGAGAGAGAGAGAGAGAGAGUAUAAGAAAAGCAAUACACACUUUCAGGGAGGACAAAUGUAAAGUUUAUUUCAGGCGAAACAUCUACAAACAUCUACCUUACAAACAUGCAUGUGGAGAAGUUCUCUGAAAGCAUAUUUUACAGCAAUUAUUUUGCUGAAAAAGGGAUUUAUAUAUUGCAUAUGCAUGGUCAGUAGUGUACAGACUAUACAAGUGUGUGUGUGUGUGUGUGUGUGUGUGUGUGUGUGUGUGUGUGUGUGUGUGUAUACAUAGCCUAUAUAUAAUUUCUUAUUUAUAUGUUGAUAUGUUCGUGUGUGUGUGUGUGUCAAACAGCACAUAUACAACAUUCCAAAUAUCUGUUUUUGUUUAAUAAGCCUUGUGCCUAUAGUGAAAACACGCCACGCAGGGGAUCGCUCCAUUGUCUUUGCUUUCAGUAAGGCUUUCUGAGUAUUGACCUGGAUGUCUGAACAGGAUAAAUGAGAGCCAUACGCAGUUCCAUUUGCAAUGACACUGCACCGACUACUACCGCCGCUCUCACAAUGCUUCUCAAACGGCCAUUUUUGAUUUCCAGCUGUUCGUUUAAAAUGUCUUCGCCCGUCGAGACAACCCGUUAAGAUAAAUCAAACUGCGCUGUCGACAUCCCAAGAUAGAAUUCGGUAUAUGGUUCCGUUCUAGGCUAUAUCUUUUUUGUUUGACCACGUGAUUGUCUAAAUAAUUAAUGCAGCACGUCCCCUAGAAACACGGCGUCGUCAUUAAUCGCGAGGACUCUAUCAGACUUGAAAACUGAAGAGAUCCAAGAAAAUAAUAUCCAAACGGUCCUGUAUCUCACACCACCGCAACCUGCACAUCCGUACAGCUUUUCAGCCAGUGGAGCAUCGGUCGCCGUCUAAAUUAUGAAGAUCGCUUGAGGAGAAACGGAGGAGAGAAAACCACAGACUGCGGUCAAAGGACAGAAAAUCUGUGGGAAGCUCCAAUCACGUGAUUGACAAGUCCAUGCAAUUGGACAGGGGUUCACAGGCUCUCUUAGUUUGAACCUUAGCAAUGCAGAAAGCCACUUAUUAUGACAAUGCUGGACUUUUCGGAGGAUAUU